Messenger RNA from Hibiscus syriacus, 440 nucleotides. RefSeq lists its product as uncharacterized. Bases 38 to 388 code for a protein of 116 amino acids. NCBI's taxonomy places the organism in Eukaryota, Viridiplantae, Streptophyta, Magnoliopsida, Malvales, Malvaceae. The transcript is spliced from 2 exons. The record is from RefSeq and is a predicted model, not a curated record.
ACACUUACUUUUUAGGGUUUUAUAAGAACUAUAUUGCAUGGGAAGAGCUGCUUUUACCAAGGCUAUGGUUUUAAUGCUAAGGGAAGCUAAGCGAAGUGAGCGACCUUUGAGCAAAAUUGCAGGGGCCGACCGGGAGAUCAUUAACAAGUGCAACAGUAAAGACGGUGUCAAAGGUUCAUCGACCUGGGUUCCACAUCCAAAGAGUGGGAUAUACUUUCCUAAAGGCCAGGAAUGGGUGAUGGAGAUGUUCCGGAACGGGCGGCUUCUUUUGGCCGAAGUUUUUGGGUCAGAAGCACAGACGGUGUCGAUAAACCGGAGACUGGUGAAUUACCAUUUUACGAAGAUCACUAUUUCCAUGCAAAUAUGUAAUGAUCAAAUUAGUCAAUAAAAAGAGUGAGUUAGUAGGAGAUAAAGUAUUUUGGCCUCAGCAGCUGAAGUUA